This is a messenger RNA of Chenopodium quinoa (quinoa), 576 nucleotides long. Its product is annotated as putative F-box/LRR-repeat protein At4g15060. The coding region runs from base 1 to 576 and encodes 191 amino acids. The record is from RefSeq and is a predicted model, not a curated record. The transcript has a single exon. Gene Ontology annotation, molecular function: protein binding. Lineage: Eukaryota; Viridiplantae; Streptophyta; Magnoliopsida; Caryophyllales; Amaranthaceae.
AUGGCGGAGAUUGAUGAACAUUUAGAUAGGAUUAGUAAUUUACCGGAUCCAAUUCUAUCCUUAAUAUUAUCGUUUUUGCCAACCAAACAAGCUGUUGCAUCUAUCGUGUUGUCUAAGAGAUGGCAAGGUAUUUGGACUGAAGUCCCAGCACUCGACUUGGAUGUCAUUAAUCUGAGCAACGAAUCCAAUUCGACGUUUGUUGAUAGAGUCUUGAUUCUUAAUGUUGCACCUUUUUUACACCAGUUUAAGCUAAGUUGCUGCUUAACCAAGACGAUCAAAGAGUUCCAUAUUUGUUCAUGGAUUAUGAAUGCAAUAAGACGUGAUAUAUUUGAGAUGGAUCUAUCGUUUGAUAUAGCUUAUAGUGGGAGGCCUAUGCUACUACCGGCAAUGAUUUUGGUGUGCGAAAAGCUUAAGGUGUUAAAGCUGAAAUCUUGGACCCUUCCUUUAACACCUUUAGUUCAUCUACCAAGUCUUGUAGCACUCCACCUUGAUCAUAUAAGCUUUGUAGACGAGUCAACGUUGGAGUAUCUCUUGUCGCGGUUACCUUGUCUUGAAGAAGUAACUAGUUGUGAUUAA